Oryctolagus cuniculus (rabbit) is the source of this 9926-nucleotide messenger RNA. NCBI's taxonomy places the organism in Eukaryota, Metazoa, Chordata, Mammalia, Lagomorpha, Leporidae. The record is from RefSeq and is a predicted model, not a curated record.
AGCCCGCGCGCUCUCCCGGGGCGCUGGCGCCGGCGAGCGCGGGCGCCUGUCGGGGAGGCGGGUCGGGGCGCGGGAGAGCGACAGGGGCGUGGAGUGGGGCUGGCCCCGCGCCGUGGCCCGCGCCUGCCGGACAGGUUGCUGUGGCGAAAGUUGUCUGGCGUUUGGAGAAGGAGGACGGCGGCUGUAAUGGCCGGGGGGCGCUUGGGACUGCGUCGCUGGCCCUCCCCACACCCCUGGCCUCACAGUCCAAGUGUUUGAGAUCGGAGUUGCCCUUGCGCCGUGCCACGCAGACCACCACUCUCCCGCGGAACUGUGGUGCCCCGGGCCCUGCGGAUCCGAGCCUCGAGCGACCCGGAGACCCUGGGCCGGGCCGGGCCGGGCCUGGCCUCCCUGGGCCGAGGGCGCGAAGCUGCGUUCCCGGGGAGUGUGGAGACCGGGGUGUGCUUCCCCUUUAUUCUCGGGGUCUUCGGGGGUGGCCAGGAGUGGCCGGCUGGUCGAGCUUCGCAGGACCCCAAGUUCUGGGUGACCCGGGCUCUGGCUGUGCCUGCGGGCAGGCAUUAUUCGUAGGUUCCCCGUUGCUUUUUCAAUGGAGGAAGAGAAAUACGCCGGCUCUUUAGCCGGAAGACGCAUUCCGACUUCGGGACCCGGUUGUCGCCCGGGGACCCCGCGGUCUUCUCGAAGCCUGGAGCCCGCACACGUUUGCAGUCCGUGUUGGUUCCUGUAUGGACUUUGUUCUCAACCUGAGUGACAGUAAUUUAGUGAAAGAAUCUUACUCCCUUCUUCCCCCAAGUAAAUGGCAAACGCCGGGCUGUAGUAACUUCGGCUGCUGCGUUCACAUUUUCAAAGGCUUCGCACAAAUCCAGUUGCGCUUUGAAGUUUUGAAGCAGAUCUGAAAAUGAGGAUCACGAACGUGUAUUGCUCCGUACCCCUCUUCCUUUCUGGCCCCUUCAGAAGUGAGACUGGGGUCAGCGUGAAAUACCCUCCCAGCAGCGGGAACUGCAUGUUCAGAGAGGGAGUCGGGUGGAAGGCAAUGCAGAGUUUCCAAGAUGAGCAUUCGUGCAGCUGUUUCCUCCGUCUAAUUUCUUCCUCUGGCUUCUGUACAGAGAAGGUGAUCGUACAUAUUUAUUUUUUAUUCUAUUUUGAAUACGUCGCAUUCUCGAGAAUGUCUGCCACUCCGUGAACUUCCUAAUUUGUUGUAGUAACUGCGGUGGCCGCUGUUGAAAGGGUCCCCAACGUUAAAUCCUAGAUGAGGCUAGUGAUGGAUGGGUAUCAGUGAUCAUUGCGAUGGACAUAAUUCCCAACAAAAAGAGCAGCUGCGAUUACCUUUUCCCUCGCUAGAGUCCAGGAGUCAAGUGUGGGUUUAAGAGGGGACGUUCGACUCCGGUUCCCUGUGCAAUUAAGACAACUCUUGUAUCUCCAUGUUCUAGACAAAUUUUAAUGUCUGUGUUGCCUUCACGGAUUUCAGAACAUUGUUUCUGCCGCUGCUUUUCUUGAACGUUUUCAAAGCAGUUCUUUUAAAUAUGGGACAUAAAAAGGGAGAGAUGUGCUUGGGCAAAGGCAUUUCUUGCUGUUGGGUGAAAUUUUGUCAUUGUGUGUGCAAAGUGGUUCAUUGAGCUUACGGUUUCUCUUCUGAAUUAAGUCUGUGCUGUGCUGGAGAAGAUGCCGGCAGCCCGCACCACCGCCCCGCCAUGGGCGCAGCCCCUACACUGUUUAUAGUACGGCCUGGAAUUUUCAUCAAAGGAGGGUUAGGCUAAUCAGAGACAGAACUGGGAUAGAUUCCUCAUUAAUAUAUAGCUUGAACCAGCUUGUUGCCUCGGCAACUUUUUCCUCCGGUUGGGGGGAAAUAAAUUAUGAUUUUAUUUAAAUGAUUCCUGUUGUGUUAAUCUUCUGGUAUCUCCUUUUGAGUCAAGUGGACAGCUUCAGUGUGCGAAUUGCAGGAGAAGAUCGAAGGCACUGGACAUUAGAUUGUCUUAUUAGUGACACCCCACGAUCCUCACUAAUUAAAGGGCAAUUGAGCAAGACAAUAGGGAGCUAAGAUAGCUCCGUGUGGUGCUGGGAGACCAGGGCUUCCGUCUUCCUGGAACCUCCCUGGGCAAGCAAGCUUAGGCUCUCACUGGAAACCAAGGGCUUCUAAAAACUCAGAAAUGCGAAGACUGGGAAUCCCUUUUCCCUCGUGAGGGGAAGUGGAAGUGUUAGACUUUCGAAAGACUGCAAACUAGAAGUUUCUGCUCAUUCCCGGAUUUGUAUGUGUUGAGGGUGUGAUGAGAGGUAGGCUGGAGACAAAAGGGAAACCUUUAUUAAUUUAAUGAUCACCAAAAGAGUUCUCUAUUUUUUUUUUUUUUUUUUUUUUUUUGGAGGGGCACAUCUCUUUCCAAAAUAAUUCUGUAAAGGGAUCACUCAGGAUUGCUUCACUUUGGCACUUGGAGCACUGAGCAAUUUUUCUCUUUUUCUUUACAAAGCAGAGAAAGGGGGCCUCCUUCGUUCUCUUCUGCCCUUUAAAAGAAUUACUUUCUGUCUGGGACCAGCAUUAAGCGAUACACUGUUAUGUAAGACAGGGGCUCAGCAACACAAGAUUCACCUGGGAACUCGGUUGGCUUCUGGUGUAGGGAGCCCCCAGGCCUUGCACACAGAAGGAGUUCAAAGCCUCGGAAAGUGUGCGAGCAAAGUCUCCCCCGGGGCAUUGGGGUCUAACUCCGAGGAUCCGUUUGUUCUGGGACCCAAGGGCCCUCUCGCUGAGGUCUCCAUGCCGCUCCCGUGGCUUCUUUCUUCUCGCACAAGUAGCAGUCGCAUAAAUUAAAUGUGGGGGGGGGGGCGGGGAGGCCCUCUAGGUCCCGUGGUGUGUGUCUCUGCCCUCGGUUGCUGCUGGGUUGCCUGGAGCCAUCGAUCUCCUCCAGCUCUGUGGCGGUGGCCUGUCCUGCCGGGCGUUGGUAGCAGUGACCCCAGAGCGCCUGGCCCAUUGGACGUCCACACCAUUUUGUGUAGAUGUUCUUCCCUGGCCCCUAGGUGGGAGGUGGCAGCAAAUCCCUGCCGGCUGUCCCAACCAGGAGCUGGGCCAUCCUGAUGCGGGCCGGGGUCUCUGUUGGAGCCGUCGCGCGGGGAACAGCGCGGGGAACAGCGCCGCUGUGCACAGAGCCGCAGUAGCAGGGCCAGGGGCGCCCUUGCGGCUGGCUCAGCGUUGGGGAGAGGGGUUGGGGAGGGAGACACGAAGUCUGGGUGCGGCACUGGAUUGCCGGGUUGUGGGGAGCGCGCUGCGGAGUCGAAGAAAGAGAUAAAGGUUUCCUGAUCAUCUUUCCCGGGUCCUGUCGAAAUCAUUUGGAAAACGCAGGUGGGGGGGGGCUUGGAGCCCCGCUGGGCACGGACGGCCUCUUCUCCACAGUCCCCCUCGCACUCGGCGUCCCUGCUGUCCCACCCCUUUUUCUCUGGUUUUGUGCGCGGCAGGCCCAGCCCCAUCCCGCAACACGCACGAUUUAGCUAUUUUGCAUCAUGCGUUAUCUGGCGCCCUGGAACCCAACACAGAGCCGCGUCUUAGAUUGAGGUUAGGCGAGGUGGCGACUGUUUAUUUAAGGUGAUAAAAUGGUCCAUCAGCAGUAAUCUCCGUCGAUAUGUGCCAACGGCAGAUGAAAGAUGGGGGACACGCCACAAUUAAUUGCCCUCUGGUUUUGUAGGAGAGAGUGGGGCCGGCCGGGCCCGCUUCGAUCUCCUCCCGCCGCUCCUAUUCAUCAUAGGCGCGGUGGACGUGGCGGCCGCGCGGGGCAGGGGCCGGCCGGGUUUAUCUGCGCGCAGUCGGCCCUCGCCUGCGCACGCUGGCGCGCCGGUGGAAUCUAUUAAUACCGUCAUCGCGAGGCCAAUAAAACCCACAUUUUCCCCUGGCUCCUUCUUCCCCUCCCCUUGCUGCCUCGCCCUCGGGGUCUCGGGGCCAAGCCGGGCAGCCGGGCCCAGCAGAGAAAGCCCGGCGCGCCCGCGACGCGCCAGCCGGCCGCUCGUCGAGGGAGCGAGUCCCGAGAAGGGGACGGGAGUUCGCGCUGACGGCGCGCGCUAGAGCCUCGUCGCUCCCCACCCUGGCCUCCGGCAGAGCUUCUAAACCCUCUCGCAGGGCCUCCAAGACCCCUGUCGAGUGGACGAAGAGGGUCUGUGGACCGCGGCCACUUGGCGUUGGAAGAGAGCUCUUUGGGAGCGCCUGGGCGCCCCCGUUCGCGCGGUGGCCCAGUCCCCCUUCCCUAGGGCGCCGGGAGGCCAAGGUUGCAGACCGCCCAGUUCCUCCGGCCUCUGCCCCUGGGCCCAGCCCCUCCUCCGGCUCCGGGCGCGCGGCGUGGCCAGCAGGCGGCACACCCCGGACCGAGCCGCCGGGCGGCGAUCGAUGGGCGCUGGCCUCACAGGGCUCGGCCUGUGGAACUGUGGUGACGGUCGGGGAAGAUUUACAGCCAGGCCGCCGCUCUGGGGCUGGGGGCCUGGACGGGGGGAGGGGGCAGACUCUCAGCCCCUGCAGGGUUCUCUGGACCGCGGGUGGUGAGCACAGGGUGGGGCGCGCGCCCUCCGCUGACCCGCUGCGCCCCAGCCCACUCGCACCUGCAGGCCUCUCCGGAUCUGCAGAAGCCCUGCGCGCUUUGUAUUUCUCCUUCCCUAGAGCCGAGGGGGAUGAAAUCCCAGAAGAGAAAGCCGUGGCUUUGGCCCGUUCGCCUCAGAGGAGGGCCAUCAAAAACUAGGAAUAGUCCACGGGCUUGUAAAGACAUCAGAGAAGGCUCGCAGAAGGGCGUGGCAUGGAAAGGGGGAAAGUUCCCUUCUCUUCCCUCGGCCUGGCCUUCUGCAGGCAGGAGGUGCACGCUCUGUGACCCAGGCAGUCAGGCCCCUGGCCCAGGGACCGCCGACUGCGGCCGUGACAGAUGCAUUGGAGAUAGAAGAACCAUCAUUUCACGUGGUCCUUGUUGCAAAAAUGGUAUUUUGAAGUGUCUUGCUUAAAUCACAUGGAAAUAACUGGCACAUACAAACAUUUCCUUAUGAAUGACAAUUAUGGAUUUGCACAAAAACACUCCUUGGUUUCAAGAGAAAAUAGCAACAUUUCCUUGCCUAUAAAAGGACGUUGGCCUGGAAUGCCUGGUGAGGGUAUGCAAAUGACAUUGUUACAGAGAUGCAUAUUUAUAAGUAGUUGGGGUAUCCAGCCUCCAUAAUCCUCAUCCCUUUUCACAUUGGUGUUUGUGGCUCUCUAGCUAAGAAAUACUGUUAGAAUGUUCCUGUGCUUGAGCGUGUUUGUUACCAACCCCACCAAAGAGGUGGCUUGUUUUAAACAUACUCAAGUUCCACCUGGUCCCUGAGGUGCAAGUUAGAAAGCAUAUGCGGAUGGGAUUUUGUAUAUUAAAAAGUGGGAUGUUGUACAUUAGACCAUAAGGUGAGAUACGACGGUGGUUGGUCAACUUCCCUGGCGGGAUGUUUCGACGGAGCAUUAAGCGUGUCACCCACGGAGAAAACUCAGAGGAUCCAUUGACCUUGUCUGCUGUGGACCUGACGUAUAGGUCACCUACUGUGGACUGGGGGGAGAGGGCUCAGUUUUUUAAUCUGCAAAAUGCUCCUAUUAAGUUUUCCCAGCACUUGUGGAGACAAAUGAAACAAGUUGAAGAGAGCACUAGAGGACUUUUUGGUAAAAGGACUUAGCCUGUUUUAUGGUCAUCUGUUACGAAUGCUUCAAGUGUGCUUUAGUGUGUGUGUGGGGGGGUGCUGGGGGUUGCAGUGGCUGGAGCUGCUGCCUUUGCCCUUUGGUUACUGAUGGAGCUGGAAUGAGGUUACAUGUGGAGGUGUCGGGAACAGGUGCAGUGUCUGCUCAGGCCCUCGCGGAAGUGAAUACUAGACACUCUUGCUUCUCUUACUACUCUGCUCUCACCCAUUGCUUUCUUGAGCCACCAAAAAUUGGUUAAAGCAACUCCCAGGGAUGACCUAUUUUUUAUUUUCAGGGAGCAUCUUGCCUUUGCUAAUUGUCCUUUGUUUUCAGUUACUUGUGCUAGGGGCUGAAUGGCCAUCUCUCAUCUGACACUAAAAUUCAAAACUACAGCUAUUACCUAUUUACUUUCCUGUUUAUUCUCUGAACUUUAAAUCCUCCCACAUCACCCAGAGUGUGGGAAAUAGAGAGAAAUCACUGUAGCUCAGUCUAGCUCUGGCAAUUUUUGUGGCCUCAAAACAGUUGCUUUGGUGGAAUGUUUCAGUGCUGUUGAAUGAGUCCUGAGUUUGGACACAGACCUCUCCCAGCUUCCAUCAGUGUGAAUGCGGGAGAGUCAGGCCCGGCCUGACUGCAAAUCCUUUCUUGGUCACCUGCAGCUUCUGGUCUUCGGUGAAGUUACAGUGCUGGGGAGGUCUCAGCCAUCUCAUCAGAACAGGUGCCUGGCACCUGGCAGGCACUUGGUGCUUGUUGUCUGUCCAUCUCUACAGUCACAAGUUUGAGUGUGGAAGUGCGCUUCAGAGAGGCAGGCACGUGGAUAAACAAGGGAGUGCCCCUGCCUAGGCCCUAGGGAGGAGGGCAGAGCCUUGCACUGUUCUCACAUGGAUUCGUGUUGCUGAGAGAGGGGGCAGAAGGGCCUGUGGGCCAGGGAGUCCCAGAUACUACCCCACCUGCAGAAAGGGGUGUUGCUUUUCCUGGAGGGGCCUGGGGUCACCCCCCAGAAGCUGCAAUCAGCAGGUGCCUUCAUCCUCCUGCUUUCUUGGGAGGGGAAGGUGCAGCUGUGGGAAGAUUGGAUGCUCACAGAAUCAACCUCUCUUGCCAUAAUGCAAAUGGGGGAGAGACUUCGCCCACCACGCUGGGGUUGAUAUUUGGUGUGCCUUUGUGGAAAGCUCCCUGCUGACUCAGUUUGUUGGAAGCAUUUUUUUGGGUGCUUCAGCCCUCUCAGCAAGAGGGAGCACCCCCAGGGUGAUGCAUCAGGCUUACUAGCCACUAAGGCCUGGCACAAGCCCCAAGGGCCACCCCGCAGCUCAGUGCUGGAGCACCUGCUGCUGCCCCACUCUCUCCAUCAACACCAGCCGGGGCUGUGAGGCUCUGCCGGAGGCUGGGUUGCGCGGGCAGGCGCCGAGGCCACCUCCUCUGGGUAGGCCCGCUGCGCCCGGGGCGCAGACACCGCGGCUCCACCAGGUCCAUUAAUAACCCGGAGGGCGCUGCGAUCCGACAGCGCGGUCUUCCCAGGCCCUGCUUCCCGCGGCCGCCUGCCCUCUUCCCACCCAGUUCAGAUCGAGGGACGCUGGGCGCCCACAGCCGUCCCGCCCAGGGGACAGGGGUGCCCUUUCGCGCCGGCUGCCUGGGGAGCAUGGUGGUGGAGAGAGCUUCGGCCACAGCCCUAGUCUGGUUACCGCAGGGGACAGCAUUCCGUCGGGACAGGGGUUGGGGGUCCUCUCCAUUGAUCCGUUACACUGAUCGGUUUCUGGGGAGAGCUUGCACGCGCACACAGGCACCCCGAGCCCGCUGGGAUCCCCCCCACCCUGAUUCUGCGCCGGUCCGGGAUGAGCGCUGCCAGGGCGCUCAGGGAACCCCUGGGGUCGGGAGCUGGGCGUCAGCGGGGGUGCGGGAGGUCGGGGAAGCCGCGAUGUCACUGCGCCAGACAGGUGGGCCACCUGCCCAGGUGGUUGCUAAACGUAACCCCAGUCCUUGCAAAGAGAGGAAAACCAAACGCAUAGAUGUAUCUUUCCCGGGUACCAGAUUGGGCAAGGGACGGGCUUUAUUCGCGGUAACACGGCAGAUGCGCCCUGCCGUCCGGGUGGAGUGCGAGGAGGGGCGGGGAGCGAGAAUCAGCCGAGGGACAGGUGCGGGGAGGCCGCGCUGUGGGCUCCGCAGCCGCGCAACGCCUCUCCCUGCAUCCAGCUCCCAACGCUGUCCGGGAGCCUGGGGUUCUGCCUUGGAACCGCGCAAGUUUGGGUCCCGCGAAUUCCAAGGGAGCUGUGUGGGUUGGCGGUUCCUUCUCCUAGUGGCCCUCUGCGCCCCCAUGGCGGCGUCGCGUCCCCCGCAGGUGGCUGUCGGGGCGGGCGGGGAUGCAGCCUCUCGGGAGCUCCCCCGAGGACGGGCAGCCCCAGAGGCCAGGUUAACCUCUCCCUUCCCUCUCGCCCACUUGUCUCCCGCAGGUUGUGACAUGUGCGCCGACAACCGCAACGGCGAGUGCCCCAUGCACGGGCCGCUGCACUCGCUGCGCCGGCUCGUGGGCACCAGCAGCGCCGCGGCCGCCGCGCCCCCGCCGGAGCUGCCCGAGUGGCUGCGCGACCUGCCGCGCGAGGUGUGCCUGUGCACUAGCACCGUGCCCGGUCUGGCCUACGGCAUCUGCGCGGCGCAGAGGAUCCAGCAGGGCACCUGGAUCGGGCCCUUUCAGGGCGUGCUCCUGCCCCCGGAGAAGGUGCAGGCGGGCGCCGUGAGGAACACGCAGCAUCUCUGGGAGAUAUAUGAUCAAGAUGGGACACUUCAGCACUUUAUUGAUGGUGGGGAGCCUAGUAAGUCGAGCUGGAUGAGGUAUAUCCGAUGUGCAAGGCACUGCGGGGAGCAGAAUCUAACAGUAGUUCAGUACAGGUCGCACAUAUUCUACCGAGCCUGUAUAGAUAUCCCCAGGGGCACCGAGCUUCUGGUGUGGUACAAUGACAGCUAUACGUCUUUCUUUGGGAUCCCCUUACAAUGCAUUGCCCAGGAUGAAAACUUGAACGUGCCCUCCACGGUGAUGGAGGCCAUGUGCAGGCAGGACGCCCUGCAGCCCUUCGCCAAGAGCAGCAAGCUGGCCCCGGCCUCGCAGCAGCGCUCCGUCGUCUUCCCCCAGACGCCCUGCAGCAGGAACUUCUCCCUCCUGGAUAAGUCCGGGCCCAUGGAAUCAGGCUUUAACCAGAUGAACGUGAAGAACCAGCGGGUGCUCGCCAGCCCCACCUCCACCAGCCAGCUGCACUCGGAGUUCAGUGACUGGCACCUGUGGAAGUGCGGGCAAUGCUUUAAGACGUUCACCCAGCGGAUCCUCCUGCAGAUGCACGUGUGCACGCAGAACCCCGACCGGUGCGAGAGGUGUGAGAGGAGCUUCACGCAGGCCACCCAGCUGAGCAGACACCAGCGGAUGCCCAAUGAGUGCAAGCCAAUAACCGAGAGUCCAGAAUCAAUCGAAGUGGAUUAACUGAUUGACUGGUUGGAAUUAAACUGCAAGGAAAGUCAUGAUUAAAUGUCACGGACACUUAAGCAAAACCAAAGAUUUCCUCUGAGCAACUUUCAAUCAGUCCCAGAAAACCAAAAGCAGUAAUAAAAUAAGUAAGAUGUUAAGAGAUAUUGAUCCCGGCAUGGAAGUCAGACCAGGAAACAGAUUAUUUAUUUAUGACUAGGGAUGAGACUCAUUUCAGUGGACUGCGAACCUGGGGUGGCCAAACAUUGCCAGUCCUCCCGCCAUGUAUUUUCUUUGUUUGUAAAAAGCUUUUUAAAAAAAUUUGUUAUUUAAUACCAAAGGGAGGAAUCGUGGGGGCUGUUGUGCCCGCAGUUGCAAUCAAGAAUGCACAGGGACUUGGCUGUCGUGGCACCUUUUUUAAGUAGCAUGUUGCAAGGGGACCCGGUGUACAGCCCUGCCUCCUGCUGUUCGGCCUGGCCUGCUGCCGGCUGCCGCCCCAGCGUCGGCCACAGAGGUGGAAGCGAGUCGCGUCUGGGGCCGCAUGUGCCCGUGUGUGCCACGCUCGCUUCUUGUGCACUUUUCCCAGCAGCCUGGAGGAGAGCCUGGAGGAGGAGGAGGGUGCUUCCGCUUCCCGAACGCGGAGGAAGAGGCGGAGGCAUGCUUUGUCCUGUCUGGAUUCAGAACCAUUCAGCACAUACAGGGCUUUAUCAUGCAGUGCGUUGCUGUGGAGCGGCUAGUUGACACAGUUUUGUUUCCAAUGACAUUUUAGCUUAAAAAAAAAAAAAAAAAAAGGAGAUGUUAAUAAAAGUUCUUCGGUCUGAGGCUGAAUAGAAGGUA